AAUUAAUCUGCAGCUGCACGCGGCAAAAUUGCUGCUGAACUGCGAUAACGGGUCACUCUUUGUGUGGAGGGACGGGAUCCUGCUGGAUGUUUUCACGGAGUAAAAAGCAACAGUUGCCCUCAUAUAUUGAAGGAACACAAGGACAGUAUGUGAAAAGAGACAGUCCUCCUUUAGUGCCGUCCCUGUCAUCCCACACACAUACGUUGGCGAAGAAAACGACAGCCCCUGCGGUGGAUCGUACUGUUUCUAACAACAGUGUGACAUGUACGCCAAAAACAUCUGUGACUGUCCCACAGCAGCUGCACGCUGAGUCUACUGCAUACAAGAAUGAAUCGGUGGGGCUGUACGCAGAAAGUUCGGCGAUGCGACCGCAUUCGGAAUCAGUUGUUAGUGUAGCUUCUACGUACUCUUUACCACCAUCUCACAGCCAUCUUAUGGUGAACCAUAUCGAUGCUGCAGAUGAACGUAAGAGUCCGAUUGGAAAUCUGUCAUCUCAGAGUUUUAGCGAUCCAAGCAAGCGAGAACACCUAAAGAAACCGCUGACAUCAUCUCACAGCAUCGGGAACGUAGAAUCGUUCAUAGACCUGGGCGCAGAACACGUCUCUCCAGCACAGCAGCGAUUCGUCUCCUUGCAAAGUCUGCCAGGUCAAGGCCGACAGUUUGGCUCUUCGAUUAUAGGGGAUAACUGUUUGGUAUCUGGUGCUCCACAACAAGAUGAGCUAGAAUUACCCUUACCACCUAAUUGGGCUAUAGAAGUGACACCCGAUGGUUAUAGAUACUAUGUCGAUCAUAACACCUGUCGGACGCACUGGAUCCAUCCUCUAGCCCGUGAAAACUUACCACCAGGAUGGAAUAAGAUUUUCCAACCCAGCACGGGUGUCAUUUAUUACAAUGAAAUGGAUGGACGAUCUCAGGUCGAGCAUCCAGGUUUGGCACAGCCACUAAAUCAACCUAUAAAUCAGCCUAUUGUCCCAAUAAACAGGACAGAAUCUAUGAUGGUAGCUAGUCGACGCACGGAAAGUGCUGUGGAACAUCUGAAUAUAAUACAUCACGAAGAAGUACCCGAAUGGUUGCUGAUGUAUUCGCAAGCUGAUACAUCGCUGGAUCAUCUGCUGGAGUGGGAUUUAUUCAACACAAUGCAGCUGGAACAUUAUGAAGAGAUGAUGUUGAAGUUAUACAAACAAGAAGUCAUUGAUACAGUGCGGAGAUACGAAAGGAUGCGUACAGUGUUGAAUAAAGAAAUUGUACGUAGAACGCAACCGCAUCCAAGAAACGAAGGACAGUUCGCCAAUUCAUCUUGAAUAGCUUGACCUGACUUAUCGAGUGUUGCAAUAACUAGAUCUGCUUAUUUGGCUCAGCAUGUAUACUAGCAGCUUUAGGCCCCGGACAGACUUCACGCGAUUUGAUCGUCGCGACUCAAUCGCCGACAGACAUUUCCAUUCAUUUUCAUUUCACAUUCAAAAACUUCGGGCUGGAAAAGUAUCACAACCGAAAUGCAAGUUGAUCGGCAUGGAAUGAUGUUGUAACAGUUGUCUCGUCGCGAUUCAGUCGCGACGAUCAAAUCGCGUGAAGUCUGCCCGAGGCCUUAGACCAAGUUUCAGAUCGAAACUCUUUUUCAGAAAUGUUAUUUUAGUGCUGUAGAGAACUCCAUUAUUUGUCUGGUGGAAUAGUAACGCUUUCUGUGAUCUAUUUUGCUUUGUAUAUAAGAAGCAUAGUGUCCUACAUCUAAAUGUUCUUAAAAAUUGCUCUAAUAUCGUGGUGCCUGAAAAAUGUACAUAUAUGUGUUGCCAAUUUGCUCAUUGAGACAGAAAAAUGUGCUAUAGUUCUUGCCAAAGAAUGUGAUUUACAAAGUGUCUUACAUGUGUGUUUUUCUUUGUUUCGCUGCUUAUUUCUACUUUACGUUCGUCAUGUAUCUCAUGUAGAAAUUUCCAUAUCUGACCGAUUGAUAUCAAUAAAAAUCCAAAAUUA
Messenger RNA from Cylicocyclus nassatus, 1968 nucleotides. The record is from the annotation of a GenBank genome assembly. Lineage: Eukaryota; Metazoa; Nematoda; Chromadorea; Rhabditida; Strongylidae.